GGUCGUGUUUCUGAACUGCAAUAAUAUAUUUCAUAUGCACAGCGAUUUGGGUUUCAGACUAUUAUUAAAAGUUGGAUCGUUGGAAGUUGAGAAAUUGUCCCGGCCGCCGUCCGCCUAUCAGAAUCGCUACGCGAGGAAGACACUGUACCAGAGGAGGCGAGGGUUGGACCAUGAGUCACACGGAGUCUGUAAACACUGCCUCAUGUUCCCUUACAAGGUAGCCGGAGUACUGCUCAGGCAAAUGAGAAGGAUGAGACUUCAGUACCAAGUGCUUAUUCUGCUUGCCAUUGGCCUGGCGUAUCUGUGCGUGUCCCGGGUCUUGACAGGGUCGGCAAUGGAAGAGGACCAACAUUUGGAGAUGCAGAGGCACAUCCAUCAGGCGCAGGCGCAGUCGCAUUCCGCCACAGCCGGGGCAAAGGUCGUUUACGAGAAAUCGACGGUCUGCAGCAACCGUCGGGCAUGUCGGGUUGGUCAAGUGGGCUUCCAUUUAAUGUCUGGGUUUGAGAACGCAAAGAAGCCCUACAUGUGUCUUAACAACAAAAUAGUUUUGAAGGAUGAAGUUUCGGGCAGAGGACUGAACAUGGUAGUCUUAGACGGAAAUAUCAAAGAAGUUGUUGUUAGUUGGCAUGCAGAUACAUAUUUAGAAUCGCCACCAGCACUGAUAAACUUCCUUAAGAAAAUUGCUCCCAAGGACGUGCUCAUCAUCACCACCUUUGACGACGCAUUCCGUAAGUUGUCCAAAGAAGUCAAAGACAUGUUGGCCAACGACUUCAAAAGUCAGUAUAUCAACCAGAUGGCUUACCGGUCUUCCUGGGUGUUCGUUGGACAGAAAGGGGUCAAAACUUCAGCCGGAAUUGAAAAGUUGAAUUUGAUACAUGGGCAGUGGGCUGAUAAAAUUGAACUUCGCGGAUGCUUGUCCUUACCAAUGAGCACCAACACCAGCACCAUAGAGCCAGGGCGGGACUUAUCCAGUAACUGCAACCAGCCAGAGUGUGCCAACAACAUGUUCCCUGUCACUGUCCAAGCAGGCGUCACUGUCAAGAAGGUCCAGCAACCCCCAAGCGUCUGUAUCGAUGGACAGCAAGUGAUGGGUCCAGUGAGGAUCAAACAAUAUGAUCCGGGCUCCCGAGGACUGAACUGCAUCAUCUAUGACCCUGUGCAGAUGAAAGUUGUCAAAAUUGGCCGUUUUGACACGUACAACUCAGCUGUUGAUGACAACUUAAUUCAGACAUUCUUGGGGAGUUUAGAGGUCGGACAGAUCAUCAUUAUAGCUUCACAUGAUGAGGCGUCCAGAAAGUUAUCCUUCAAUACAAAAACUGUCCUCAAAGUCCUGGGCAGCAGCCAGAUUGAGGAGUUGAAUUUCCGAGACACGUGGGUCUUUGUGGGCCAGCGGGGGAGCCAAGGCUUCUCUCCCUAUGAGAAGAUUGGCUUCAGGGAAGGGACCGGAUGGGGACCCAAGGUGGAAAUCAAGGAGUGCAUCCCGCUCAAAAUUGAAGGGGUAGCUGUUCCCUCAGCCCUCGGCAAUCGAAAGAGGAGAGACUUCUGCAAACAGUACGACAAUUACCCUGAUUUGUGUUCUGGAGAAAAUGUCAACAAAACCCUGCGCCCUUUGCCCCUGGACGACCCGACACUGACCAGCAAUCCUGCUUACAAUCUACCCAUUGUUGUUGUACCUGGAAUUGAACUGGAGCCUCUGCAGAGAAGUCUGUCCUCGCUGAUCGCUGUGCCCGGCAUAAAGCCUAGCAACGUCUUGGUGAUACUGAACGGGAAUUACCCUGAGCCCAACGACCUAGUCAAGCUGUAUGACUUUGCCAUUGAGUACAUCAAGCCCAAAGCAGACUAUCCAGCUUUCCUGUACGAUGCCAUCGGGCGGGCACUGGAACUGUUCAAAGGCAAGGAGAAUAUCAUUCUCUUGGAGGGCUACCUGGAGGUGACCCCUGACUUCUUAAGGUACUUCUCACAGACGUUGCACAUGUUGACCAAGGACCCGACUAUUCUGACCGUCUCAGCCUGGAACCCGAAUGGUUUCGCCGCUACCUCUGGGGAUGAGAAUCUGGUGUACAGGACAGACGACUUCCCCGGAUUUGGGUGGAUCGUUCGUCGUUCCCUGUGGACGGACAAGCUGCAGAACCAGAAGGAGUGUUGCUCCCUCUCCACCUGGAGGGGGUGGUCCUUGGGGGAUUUGGUAGGAGGUGGGUCCAUCAUCCCCGACGUGUCAAGGGUCAAACGGAUCCAGAGACAAGGUGGCUUCUAUGAGGACAAACCUUUCAUGAGUCAGUACUUGCUCAGCCGAACCAGCUCUAGCGCUGGUCCUCUAUCAGAGCCAACCAUGGUCUACAAACUAGAAGCCACAGAAUAUGAGAAUGAAAUCUUGCGUCUCAUCACCCACAGCGUGCCCCUGAAACCAGAUGAUAUCAACAAGUGCCUUACAGAGGGGAAUCUGUCGUUAACGUUCAAAGCUCACGCUCAAAAAAUCUAUGCUGUUUUCUACGAGCAGGACUCGGUUGAUGACCACACUCUUCUCAGACGGCUAUGCAAAUGUUUUGGCCUGUUUGUGUUUGAAGACGUUCCGUUAACUAACAUGCAUAAGGGAAUCAUUAGAUUUACACAUAAGGGUAACCAUUUCCUCCUGGUAGGCAGCAAAACGGUUUACUUUGUCAACCGGCCGAAGGCUGCAGCAGUUUUAUCCAAUCCAGGCAGAAUGAAUGAAAAGGGUUGAAGGAGUGUUGGUUUGAAGUUAUCCCACCCAGAUCAUUUACCUCUUCAUUUUUGUGCUUUUUAAGAAAACCCAUUUCCAUCACACGCUCUUUGUUCAACCCUCCCCUCCUAAAAACAUUAUUUUUGACACAGCGUAACUUAACUGUAGAGCAAGAUAAUUCAUGUGUAUUUACACAUGUAUAGGUUUUUUGGGGGCAAAACUUCAACGUGUCCUUCAAUUUGGUCUAGAAUUUGUUGGGCUUGAGGAAGAAACAUGUUCUUUUAUUUGCCACUUUUUUCACAUACAUUCCUUGUUUCGAAUCAUGUUGUCUGUAUAUUUUGCUGAAUCAUUUUUGCAUUAUGAUUAAAGUAUGUAGUGCAGAACAGUUGAGAAUCAUGAUUAGGUUGAAGUUAAUUGUGGUUAAAAGGUUUUAAUGGGAUUUGGAUAUUCAUUGCAUGUACCAGCCUAUUUGUCCAUAAUAUUUGGAUCAUUUUAAUUGAAAAUAUAGUCUGAAUUCUGGACUCGUCAGGCUUUUUUUUUUUUUUUUUAAGUAGAAUAGCGGUUUCGCCUACAAAAGAUUUUUAUUUUUGUCAAAUGGCCAGAACAGAUUUUUGUAGCUUGAAGAGGUAGUUUCCAUAUGCUGUAUUUUUCCUAGCAAAAGAUUUUGGGAAUCUCGUUUUUAAAAGUCAGAGCUGACUCGUCAACAGAAAAUUAAAAAAAAAUUGGAGGCCUUGGUCAAGUAAAAUAAUUUAAUAGGUCAGGUUUUAGCAAUUGUAGAAUACAGCUAUGAAGCUUUGAAAUACAUAUACACACCUUUAGGGGGAAAAAGUAAAGUCACUUUCACUUAGAUUUGUGACAAAAAACUGCAACUGUAAUUACAACAAUCAAAGUUGAUUUCGACCUUUUUGGGGAAUUUUCUUUGUAUUUUAUGGUCAAUAAAUUUAUAUAAUUCUUACAAUUUCUUUCAUUUUUAGUGGUCUAGCUGAUCAUGCUAUGUGCUUUGCCUUAUAUUAUAGAACUGAUUUAAAAUAUAUGAAGUAUCACUUCUAAUAUAAAAUUGUAUGCAAAUUGUCCUUGGAAUUUUCCAACAAAAUUUUGCUGUUGCUUGAUUAUAUUUCCAACAUUUUUACAUAAAUAUAUGCAAUAAUAAUAAUGAGUUUGCUGGACAUUUAUGAGGUGUACAUUUUGUGCAAUGGGACAAUUGUAAAUUUACCCCGUUUUGGAUUAAAAAGAAACCUUUAACAGAUCUCGGAACUGAU
Patiria miniata (bat star) is the source of this 3957-nucleotide messenger RNA. Its product is annotated as protein O-linked-mannose beta-1,2-N-acetylglucosaminyltransferase 1-like. Gene Ontology annotation, molecular function: beta-1,3-galactosyl-O-glycosyl-glycoprotein beta-1,3-N-acetylglucosaminyltransferase activity. NCBI's taxonomy places the organism in Eukaryota, Metazoa, Echinodermata, Asteroidea, Valvatida, Asterinidae. Bases 35 to 2719 code for a protein of 894 amino acids. Gene Ontology annotation, cellular component: Golgi membrane. The record is from RefSeq and is a predicted model, not a curated record. Gene Ontology annotation, biological process: protein O-linked glycosylation via N-acetylgalactosamine. The transcript has 23 exons.